Molecule: messenger RNA, 618 nt
Organism: Trichoderma gamsii
Lineage: Eukaryota; Fungi; Ascomycota; Sordariomycetes; Hypocreales; Hypocreaceae
Exons: 1
Coding region: 1-618 (205 amino acids)
Source: RefSeq, a predicted model, not a curated record
AUGCAUUUCUCAGCUGCUGCCUCGCUCGUCCUGAGCCUCGCCACCAUCGCGGCGGCCCAGCUCUCCGCUCCCCCCAUCGUCAAGGCAAUUGCUCCCAACGCCGAAAACUGCGCCGACACCACCGAAUGCCGCACUGCUGAGCAGGCGGCUCCCUUCAUCGCCAAGAGCAUGUCCGACUACAAAAUCUACAACGUGGCCGAGAUGGCCGCCAUCAUCGCCACCAUGGCCUUUGAGUCCGCCGACUUCAAAUUCAAGCACAACGUCUCGCCCGGCCGUCCUGGCCAGGGUACUGCCAACAUGCAGAUGCCCAAUUUCAACCUGGCCUACGCUCAAAGCAUCGACAGCCUCAAGAGCCAAGUUUCGCAGUUCACCACCACCGAUGGGCUGAGCGACGGUGAUCUGAACCACAUCCUGUCCUUGGUCCAGCCCGACGAAUUCAACUUUGCUAGUGGUGCCUGGUUCUACUCUACGCAUUGCGAUGAGUCGGUCAAGGCAGCCUUGCAGGCGAAUCCUGAUGAUGGAUUCUCAAAAUAUCUUACGUCGUGUGUUGGCACGACCGUUACAGAUGCUCGGUCGGCAUACUUUGACAGGGCAAAGACGGCCUUUGGACUGCAUUAG